This is a messenger RNA of Tachysurus fulvidraco (yellow catfish), 2910 nucleotides long. RefSeq names its product sodium/hydrogen exchanger 9B2. The record is from RefSeq and is a predicted model, not a curated record. Gene Ontology annotation, molecular function: antiporter activity. The transcript is spliced from 13 exons. The coding region runs from base 518 to 2134 and encodes 538 amino acids. Gene Ontology annotation, biological process: proton transmembrane transport. NCBI's taxonomy places the organism in Eukaryota, Metazoa, Chordata, Actinopteri, Siluriformes, Bagridae. Gene Ontology annotation, cellular component: membrane.
AUUUUACCUGAAAUGUUCUUUUGCCUAAAGUUCCUGUGUUAUUAAUGUAGUUAAUUAAAAAAAGGGGGGAGCUCAGCGUUAUUGAUAUUAUUAACAUGAGAUACACUAUUUUCAGUGACGAUAUAAGAUUCGGACUUUUGCUGGGAGGAAAUUUUAGUCACUGGAUCUCUUGGAAUUUUAAUUGAAUUCCCCUGUUAUAUAUAAUGCGGGUAUUAAACUCCGUGUUGUUUACAAUCGGACACCUUUUUAUCGGGCCUGCUGUGAUUGGUUAGACUCCAACACGACUAUGUAGUGCACAGUGUAGGGUGUAAUCGCCAUGACAACGCAGACUAUGGAGUGCACACUUAGAGGGAGGGGCCUAGUGAUUGUGACCGAGCCGCAGCUGUCGGCACUAUAGUGACUUUCUGCUCCAUAUGAAGCUACCUGUAGCUCCGCCCAGAUUGUGGGAGGGGUUUAGAGACUGAACUUCCUCACUGUACAGAGCACCACAUCAGAGAUGAAGUGAUUUCUUUGAAUCAUGGACCAUGCGGCGUCCCGGACCCAUUCGUCCCUCUGUGCAGAGGAAGAAGCUCCUGUGGUGGGAAACCAUGCUGAGCACUGUCCUGGUAAUCAGACGUUCCAGGCGUUGUUGAGUGUGGACACGGAGACGGAGCUGCAGAGAGCCGUACACUCCACAGACGCCUCCACCAACACGACACCGAAGCGAUGCUGUGGGUGGCUGAGGAAGCUGUGCUCGUGUCCUCCACGUGGCCUGCUGGCAUCGAUUAUUACCAAAGCAUCCAUGGCCGCAGUGUUAUUUGGUGUGAUUUGGUCCAUCACUGAGGACCAGUGUCUCCCUGGAGGAAACUUGUUCGGCAUAUUUACUGUUUUUAUCUGCUCUCUGAUUGGAGGAAAGCUGGUGGGACUCGUACAUCUGCCCCGCCUCCCACCCCUCCCUCCUCUCCUGGGUAUGUUAUUAGUAGGUAUCCUCCUCAGGAACAUCCCCGUGGUGACGGAGGCCGUCUACAUCAACUUCAGAUGGUCCGCCUCACUCAGGAACAUCGCCCUGGCUGUCAUUCUGACCCGAGCUGGACUGGGAUUGGACGCCUCGGCGCUGAAGAAGCUGAAGGUGGUGUGUGUUCGUGUGGCUGCUGGUCCAUGUCUCGUCGAAGCCUUCACUGUGGCUCUGCUCUCUCACUUCCUCAUGGGGCUUCCCUGGAUCUGGGGCCUUAUACUGGGGUUCGUUUUGGGUGCCGUGUCUCCAGCUGUGGUGGUUCCCUCCAUGCUGCUGCUGCAGAAGGACGGGUACGGGGCGGAGCAGGGCAUCCCCACGCUCUUAAUGGCCGCCGGCAGCUUAGACGAUGUCCUGGCUAUCACAGGGUUCACCACCUGCCUCGGCAUCGCCUUCGCCACCGGUUCCACAUGGUUCAACAUCCUGCGAGGGUUUUUAGAGGUUUUAGGAGGCGUGGUUGUGGGUUUGGCUCUUGGCUUCUUCCUCCGCUAUUUUCCCAACAAAGAUCAGAAAGCUGUGGUACUGAAACGUUCCUUCCUGCUGCUGGGUCUCAGUGUGUUCUCCGUGUUCAGCUCUAAUGUGGCCGGGUUCCCCGGUUCUGGUGGACUCUGUACACUCGUCCUUGCAUUCCUCGCUGGAACAGGCUGGGAAGAGAACAAGGCUCCUGUAGAGAAGGUUGUAGGUCUGGUAUGGGACAUGUUUCAGCCUCUGUUGUUUGGGCUGAUUGGUGCUGAAAUCCGCAUAAGUGCUCUAGAGCCCAUCACUGUGGCUCUCGGCCUUACUACUCUCAGCAUUGCCCUGUGUGUGAGGAUCUUCAUCACCUUCCUCAUGGUUCUCUGUGCUGGAUUUAAUCUUAAAGAGAAGGUCUUCAUCGCUCUGGCCUGGAUGCCUAAAGCCACUGUUCAGGCUGCGAUUGGCUCGACGGCUCUGGACAUGGCGCGAGUGAAGCAGGAUGAGGAGCUUCAGCGGUUUGGGAUGGACGUGCUGAGCGUAGCUGUUCUCUCCAUCAUCAUCACUGCUCCAGUCGGAGCGCUGCUUAUCGGCCUGUGUGGGCCGCGCCUACUGAGGAGAUCCCAGAAUCCUGAGGGGGCUGGUACUCUGUCUCCAUCAGAUGCUCAGGUCACCUAUGAGAGUGCAGUCUGAGGGUUUACAGUACACACUGUCAGAAGAUCUCUGGCUCUAACUCUGACUCCUCUGUGUCUCUGCUCUGACUCCUCUGUAUCUCUACUCUGACUCCUGCGUGUCUCUACUCUGACUCUGCUGUAAUAUUAGCCUUUAGUCUUCUCUGUGACUCCAGUGUGUAUGUGACUCCUCUGUGUCUCUGACUCUGCUGUGACUUUUCUCUGAUGUGUCUGUGACUCUGCUCUGACUCCUUUGGUACUCAUAUUUUACUGUGACUUCUCUGGGUCACAUAAAUAACGGUGUUCUGGUGUUGUAUGUCUUAUGAUUUUUUGUAAAAAAUGUCAUUUUUUUAAGGACUUUUAUAUUAACAUUUAUAAGCUCACUGUAUAUGAAGAGUGGAAAAAAUGUAAAAAAAAAAAAAAAAAAGAAGAAAAAUUAUUUAUAAUGUAUAAAUGUUAUAUAUGUAUAAAAUUUUUUUAGUGUUUAUUUAAAAUCUUUGCUGUAAAUUAACAAAGUGAGUGUGUGUUAAAGUCAAAAUAACCUCAUGCUGGAAUUCUAAAUAAAUCAGAGUAAUUCAUAUAUAAGGACGUCUAUGUGCUCCUACUGUAAGAGCUUUGUAGUGUUAAUGUGUUCAGGUGAUCGUGCUCAUGUCAUUUAUACAGCUACGUUCAGUGUCUAUAACAUGAUUUAUUCACUGUUCCUUUUUUAUUAUAUAGACAUUACAGUAUCUAACUCUACAUGAUCUUUGAGUUUUGAAUGUACAGUUUCAUUAAAUCUAACUUGUUGGUUUUGCUGAA